AUGGGUCUCCCUGGCAACGGGAUGCCUCGCAACAACCACUCCAGAAACAUUCGACAUGACAGUCCGAUGGGCACUGGCACCACAUACAACGAUCCCAUCGACCUGGAUGAUCUUCCAGACCCGGUGCUACCAAGCUCAUCGCAUCGACCUCAGCCAGCAACCAUGGCGCCGCGGCUGAAGCAGACCACGAUCCAGCACCUGACGAUCACCAAGGAGAUCGGAGAGGCAUCUAACACUGAUCCCAGGCUCAAGCCAGAUUACAUCGAGUCCCUGCCUGCGCCGAUUCCUGAGAGUCUGCCGAAGAAUGACUUGAAGAUCGAAGACGCAUCCGACUCCGCCAAGACCAUCAUCAUGAAGCGCAUCGCCGUCAUGGCCUCGGGUGUGAAGAACACUGACAGCGGCAGACCGCGAGCCCCAGAGCAGCGCAAGGCCUGCAUCCAGAAACAUCUGCCCUUCGUCAACCAAUGCGUGUCAACUUUGGAGCCCGAGGACCAGAUCGCCUGCAUCGAGCAGUUCAACAUCCAAGUCGUCUGGGAGCACAACAAAACGCUGAUUGCGACGAAGCACGAGGUCGAGCUUGUCCCUUUCCCACCAGAGGCGGUCGCCAAGCUGCGUCAGACGUAUUCACUGGUGCCAACCCCUCCGGCGAUGAUCUUCCAGCAAGCGGAGAGUCUCACUGCGUGGCCGGUUGAGUUCCAGCAUCGUCUCCCGUUAGUUCGCAAGCAGCAGUUGGAGGAUUUGGCGAGUGGUUAUUCGCAGGUCAACCAGACGUGGGACAAGCGCAUGAGGAAGGACUUUGUCGGCAUGUGGGUGCGCCUGUGUUACACGCACAAUGACCGUUUGACGGUGCUGGACCCGGACUAUGUUGUUGUCGGUCUGGUCCGCGGCGAGGUGGGAGACGAUUGA
Messenger RNA from Zasmidium cellare ATCC 36951, 906 nucleotides. RefSeq lists its product as uncharacterized. The transcript has a single exon. Lineage: Eukaryota; Fungi; Ascomycota; Dothideomycetes; Mycosphaerellales; Mycosphaerellaceae. Bases 1 to 906 code for a protein of 301 amino acids. The record is from RefSeq and is a predicted model, not a curated record.